Myxocyprinus asiaticus (Chinese sucker) is the source of this 3225-nucleotide messenger RNA. RefSeq names its product DnaJ heat shock protein family (Hsp40) member C21 (gene dnajc21). The transcript is spliced from 12 exons. Gene Ontology annotation, molecular function: nucleic acid binding; zinc ion binding. Gene Ontology annotation, cellular component: cytoplasm. NCBI's taxonomy places the organism in Eukaryota, Metazoa, Chordata, Actinopteri, Cypriniformes, Catostomidae. The record is from RefSeq and is a predicted model, not a curated record. Bases 308 to 1933 code for a protein of 541 amino acids.
UGAUGCACACACACCGGCUUCGUGCGAUUCCUCUAACCAGCAAAAAUUGUUUACUGUUCAGGAAACUUGAUUAAGGUAACUUAUUGGCCUCAUUUUAGACUCACUUUAUUAUGUUUUGAUGUAGCAUUAGGUUAGCGCUGUUAUUUUAAUAUUUGUGUGAUCCACGUGCGCACGGUGGUGGGCUACAUUGGUCGACGACUCUUGGCAAUAAAGCGAGACAGAUCAGUUUGUGCUGCAAUUAAUCAAAGCGGUUUUCCAAAUCUAGUCUUAGUAGUUUGUCUGGGAUCUACAUCAGUUCUGGACCAAAAUGAAGUGUCACUAUGAUGUACUGGGCGUUAAACGAGACGCGACGGAUGAUGAUCUGAAAAAGGCCUAUCGGAAAUUAGCAUUGAAAUGGCAUCCAGACAAGAACCUUGAAAACGCAGAAGCUGCUGCAGAGCAGUUCAAGCUGAUCCAGGCUGCCUAUGACGUUCUGAGUGAUCCUCAGGAGAGAGCCUGGUAUGAUAAUCAUCGGGAGGCACUGCUGAAAGGUGGAGUCAAUGGAGAGUACCAGGAUGACAGUAUUGAUCUGUUGCAGUACUUCACUGUCACCUGUUAUUCAGGUUACGGAGAUGAUGAGCAGGGCUUUUACACUGUAUACAGGAACCUGUUUGAAAAUAUAGCAGAGGAGGAGAUGGAGCACUGUAAGAAUGAGGAAGACGAGGACGAAGCGUUUCCCUCAUUUGGAGACUCUCAAAGUGACUAUGACACCGUGGUGCACCUGUUCUACGGCUACUGGCAAAGCUUUUGCACGCGCAAAAACUUUGCAUGGAAAGAGGAAUAUGAUACGCGGCAGGCCUCUAACCGCUGGGAGAAGCGAGCUAUAGAGAAAGAGAACAGGAAAACCAGGGAUAAGGCCCGGAAAGAGCACAGCGAACUGGUGCGCCAACUAGUGGCCUUCGUCAGAAAGCGCGACAAGCGUGUUCAGGCCCACAAGAAGCUGGUGGAAGAGCAGAACGCAGAGAAAGCCAAGAAGGUGGAAGAACUGAGGAGGAAACAAAAGCUCCAUCAGGCCAAGCUGGCUGAAGACUAUAAGGAGCAGAGCUGGGCCGCUAUGUCAGAGCUGGAGAAAGAACUGCAGCAGAUGGAAGCUCAGUACAGUCAAGAGUUCGGCGAUGCGUCAGACUGUGAAGAGGAGGUGGAAGAUGAGCAGGAGAGAGAUGACGUGGUUGAGAGUGAUGCAGUUCAGGUGGAUGCUGCUGCAGAGAUGGAACAUUUUUACGAUGACUUGUAUUGCCCUGCCUGUGACAAAUCUUUCAAAUCGGAUAAAGCCAUGAAAAACCAUGAGAAAUCCAAGAAACACAGAGAGAUGGUGGCAUUGCUACGGCAACAACUGGAGGAGGAAGACAAGUCACUGAGUCAGAACUCUGCCGACAGAGAUGAGGAGGAGGAGGAUGAUGAUGAAGAUGAUGAAAUUGAUGACACACCGAGACAAAAAUUGUCUAAAAGGCAAAAGAAGAAGAAACGUCAGCAGAAAACAGUAAACAAUCUUCCAGAAGAGCCAGAGGUUGACAGUCCAAUCCCACAGUCCACAGAGGAGUGCCCCCCACCUGCAUCUGAAUCGGGCAACAGCGAGGAUGCCCCUGUUCCCUCUGAGGACCCAGAUCAGAAUCUAAAACAAGAGGGAUGUGAACCCACAAACCAAAAAAGCUCUGCAAAGACAAAAGGGAAGAAAGGAGGGAAAGACUCUAAAAAGAACAACAAACCACAUGGAAGUUUGGAAGUUUCACAAGAGAAGGAAGUCAACCUCCGCUGUGUUACUUGUCAGUACGAAUUCACCACCAGGAACAAACUUUUCGAUCACUUGAAGACCACUGGCCACGCCACUGCACUCUCAUCUAGUAACACUACCCAAACAUGCAGGAAAAAAAAAGAAACAAGGAAGAAUAGAUAACCAGGAGUGCAAAUAUACUUAUGUAAAAGACUGAAGUCCCUCCAGACAUGGAACCCUCUACAGUAUGGAUAUAUCUAUACAUUGACCGCUUGUUUUAAUAACAUGCAGUUGACACGUUUAUGUGUGUUUGUAUUUCUGUUCAUUCUAGAAUGAAUCUGUGCCCUGUGGGUUUACAGUUCUUUCACAACACAUUGAAUGUGAGAAAAUGUCUCUGAGAGUUGUUCUCUGUAGGUGAAUGAGACUUGGACAUUAUUGAGUAGACAACCCCAAAAUCAAACCCUCAUGUCAUUCCAAACCAUGACUGACUUUCUUCUGUGGAACACAAGAGGAGAUAUUUUAAAGAACGUUAUCACUGCUAUUUUUAUCCGUACAAUAAAAGUGAAUGGAGACUGAGGCUGUCAUAUUGGUUUGGAACAACAUGAGGGUAAGUAAAUGAUUACAGAAUUUUCAUUUUUGGGUGAAUCAUCCCAUUUAAUCCCCUUGUUUUUUGGAGGUUAAACAUAAUUGUCUUGCUGUUAAAGAUGGCACAUUUUAUGGCAUGUUUAGUUAAGUGAUACAGGAACUGCUCUUAAAUUGUUUGCAUAAUAUUCUGCAAAAAUCUAUAAAGUGUGUUUAAUGUAGUGCCAUGAUCACUUUUUCAGAUUUCCUCCAAAAGACAAUAUGUAAGGAAUAAUAUUCCCCUAGACGUUUUUUUCUUUUUGUGUUUUUUUUUUGGUUGUUGUUUGUUUGUUUAUAGUAAAUGUUUGUAAAUAUGGGAAUGUUGACUACUAGUAAUGUGCUAUGCACCAAGUUAUCAUAACACAGUUAUUAUUAGGAAUUGAAUUUAUCAGGUAAAUGAUCUUGAAAAGGGCAAACGCUAAACAUUCAAAUAUUUGUUUUUAUUCUUCAAAGUGUGUGAAAGGUCAGCUGGAAUAUGAAAAGGCUUAGUCUUAUGCAAAACAAUACCAAGGGCUUUCUGGGAAAAGAUAACCACGAGAAGAGAAAACAAUAUUGAAUGAUUAUUUAAUUAACAGUUGCUCGUUUUGCAGGCCUUAAAUAUCCGUUGAUGUUUGAAGGAACAACGGAUUCAUUAUUAUUUCACAAAACUGACCUUGCCCUAAUCAUAUAGGUUAUAAAUGCUAUUUGAACUUGGGCAUGUGUGAAUUUAAUCCUUGCAAAAUAGGGUAACAUGUAUUAGGCUGCCACAAUGAGUGUUGUUUUAGAGGUGACCCUAAUGUAGGUACUGAUUUAAAAAUCAAGUAUUAAGAUAUUGCAGAAACCUCUGGAGUAUAUAAAAGUAAAUGCAACAGAAA